This is a messenger RNA of Plasmodium cynomolgi strain B, 2574 nucleotides long. Its product is annotated as heat shock protein 90. NCBI's taxonomy places the organism in Eukaryota, Apicomplexa, Aconoidasida, Haemosporida, Plasmodiidae. The transcript has 2 exons. The record is from RefSeq and is a predicted model, not a curated record. The coding region runs from base 1 to 2574 and encodes 857 amino acids. Gene Ontology annotation, biological process: protein folding. Gene Ontology annotation, molecular function: protein kinase binding; ATP binding; ATP hydrolysis activity. Gene Ontology annotation, cellular component: mitochondrial inner membrane.
AUGAGUUUGUCAAAGUUCGCCAGAUCCACCCUGCAGAUAAACAAAGCAUGCGGGGUAGUCGAAGCACAGACGAAGAACAAAGCAGCGGAGGCCACAUGUAGAGGACUGCGAAAGAUUAGCAGCGGUAAUAAUGUGCACAACAAAUGGUACGCCCAACUAAUCGCCAGGGAACUGAGCAAGCGUGGAGGAUUGGUGAAAAAGCAUUUUAGCACCGCAGGAGAAAGUUACGAAUUUAAAGCAGAAACGAAGAAGCUCCUACAAAUAGUUGCCCACUCACUCUAUACGGAUAAAGAAGUAUUCAUUAGGGAGCUUAUUAGUAACUCAUCCGAUGCGUUGGAAAAAAGGAGAUUUACUCAAACAGCGUCUAUCAAAAGUGUAGAUGAUACGACAGCAAAUGAAACAGCUGAGAUUCCCCUACACAUUAAAGUGUCAGCGGAUGCAAAGAAAAAUUUAUUCAUAAUUGAGGACAGCGGAAUUGGUAUGAACAAAGAGGAGGUGAUUGAGAAUUUAGGAACGAUAGCGAAGAGUGGGUCUCUAAACUUUUUAAAUGCGUUAAAGGAGAGAAGCAGUAAGGCAAUUGAGGAAAGUGAAAAGGGUGAUAUUUCCAAACCUGGAGAUAACAUUAUAGGUCAGUUUGGUGUAGGCUUUUACAGUUCCUUUGUCGUUUCGGAUGAAGUAGAAGUGUUUACGAGAUCACAUGAUGAGAAUUCUGUUGGUUAUCACUGGAGAUCUGAUGGAAAUGGAACUUUCACAUUGAAGGAAAUGGAAGACCUUCCUAGAGGUACCAAAAUUGUUUGUCACCUUAAGGACAGCUGUAAAGAAUUUUCCAAUAUCCAUAGGGUUCAAGAAAUUGUAGAGAAAUUUUCUUCCUUCAUUAAUUUCCCAGUUUAUAUCGUCAAUCGAAAGAAGGAUAUAAAAGGGAGCAGUCGGUUGGUGAAGGGGGAUGACGUGGAGAAUGAGGAGAACUCUCUUUCACAGGAGGGACAACACAAGGAUGUAGAAAAAGAGAAAGCCAUGGAUGGGACAACAGCGGAAGUGGAGCUGGAUACCACCGCCGCUGCGGAUACGGUUAAAGGGGACAUUGAAAGCUUGACAGACGAAGUACAGAUAAACAACCAGAAACCGUUGUGGUGUAAAGACCACGUGACGGAGGAAGAACACCAGAAAUUUUUCAAAUUUUUAACAAAGAAAAAAAGCUACGAUGAUGACAAAGGAUAUGUAUACAAGGUGUUGUACAAAACGGACGCGCCAAUGUCUAUAAAGAGCGUGUUUUACAUCCCAGAGGAAGCUCCAUCGAGGUUAUUCCAACAGAGCAACGAAAUUGAAGUCUCCCUUUACUGCAAAAAGGUGUUGGUGAAAAAGAGAGCAGAAAAUAUAAUUCCAAAAUGGCUACACUUCGUCAAAGGAGUAAUCGACUGUGAGGAUAUGCCACUCAACAUCAGCCGAGAAAACAUGCAAGACAGCACUUUGAUAAGUAAAAUAUCGAGAGUAGUAGUAACAAAAAUUUUGAAGACUCUAGAGAAAGAAGCCACAAAUGAUGAGGAAAAGUAUCGAAAAUUUUACACCAACUAUAGUUACUACUUGAAGGAGGGAGUGCUGGAGGACUCCUCAAACAAUUUUUAUAAAAAUACAUUGAUGAACCUCUUGCGCUUUUAUUCUAUCCAACAAAGGAAAAAUAUUUCACUUAAGGAUUACGUAUCCAAUUUUAAAAAUUCACAGAAAAAAAUAUACUACUUUUGCGUGAACGAGUUAGAUGUAGCUUUGUCCUCUCCCUACAUGGAACCUUUCAAAAAACAGGGAGUGGAUGUGCUUCUUCUGUUUGAAGAAAUCGAUGAAUUUGUUCUCAUGAAUCUGCAGGAGUUUAAUGGGGCCAAGUUUGUUUCCAUCGAUUCUUCCCAGAAUGAGGACUUCGAUGAGGAGCUGCUGAAUUCUAACAGGGGGGACGGUGCUAAGGGUGGAGACAAGGAUGAAGCUUCUAACCAGGCACAGAAAAAUUGGAUCUUUAAUGAUAGCCAAAAGAGUGAGCUAGCCAAAUAUUUCAAAGACGUAUUGGGUUCUAAAUGCUCAGAUGUAAAAUUCUCUGACCGUUUAACAGAAUCUCCUGCAGUGGUCACUGGAUUUUUAUCCCCCACGCUGAGGAAGGUUAUGAAGGCCACCAUGAAGAAUUCCUCAUUCCAGGACAAUAGCAUGCUGCAUAAUUUACCUGCCACGUUGGAGUUAAACCCCUCGCAUACUAUUGUCACGUCGAUUUUUCACCUCAAAAGUACCAACCAGGAGGUGGCCAAGCUGUUGGUCCAGCAGCUGUACGAUAAUGCCUGUAUCGCUGCGGGUAUUUUGGAAGACCCUCGCUCGCUGCUCACCAAAUUGAACGAACUGCUUCUGCUCACUGCUAGGUAUGCUUACCAUUAUGAGAAGAACGCCGAGGGGGUGCCAGGUGUCCAGGAGGACCAGUCCCCGAGUGACCCCAGCGCGGGCAGCAACGUAGACAGGGCCAUCCCCCCCACCGAGGCUAGCCCCGCCCAGGCAGACGAAGAGGAGAACUCCGCGAAGGAGGCCCAGGCGUCCAAGUUGUGA